AUGGCAGAGAAAUCGAGGUUAGAGUCUAUCAAGACAGGAUCGUCAUUGUUCGAAAAAGGGACGUUUCCGGAAAAGGUGGAGCAGAGAGCAGUGAUAAAAUUUUGUGUAGACAUCGGAAAAACACCAACAGAGAUCCAUAAAUUCCUUAAACAGUCGGGAAAACACAAUAAAGUAAGCCGUUCUUUAGUGUUUAAGUGGCACAGAAGAUUUUUGGACGGAAGGGACAGUUUACAGGAUGACAUGCUUGAAGGAAGACCAUCUUCCCAAGAUUACAACUUUGUGGAUGCAUCAUCUUACGAUGAGGAAAUGCAGAGACGAGCAAACAAUCGUAAUGUCCGUCCUCUUGGUCAAGUAGCAAGGGAGAGUCGACUGGAGCGACAAAUGGAAAAAGUUCUGUUUCGGAAUCAAGUUAAACUUCUCAGUGAUAUGAUUCAAGCCAGAAAAACGCGGGGGAUUCCAUAUCACGAGGUAGACCCAAGGAUUUCCAGCAGACUCUCGAAUCAUUCAGUCACAAUAGAGGAGAAAUAUAGAUACGUAAAUAAUGCAUUUCAUGCUCGCUAUUUCAACACCGUGUCACAAAGUGUGUUAAAUGCUUCCGAUAGAAGAUUGGAGAAUUACCCGCUUAGAGUUGUCCCUCCCUCAUGUCAUCGACAGAUAGAAACCGGAAAUAGAAUGAAGUCGGCAUAUUGUGACGUAUUUGGUCCGAAAUUAUGUACAGAUUGCACUCGUGUGAGAAAAAGAAUCAAAAGUGCCCAAGAUCAGAGAUACUAUUUUCCUAAUAUCGCUGUUCAUUCAAAAGCUCUCGUAGCUCCUGAAAGACUAGAGAAAAUUCUGUUGUAUCACGAAAGGGAUUAUUUUUCCAGCCCGCCGGGUGAUACAACCAUUUACGAUCUGAGUAGUGUAUGCAAAGGCCCGGAUGGAGGCGGGCCUCAUGUGUUUCCAGAAAACGAAAUUCUAGAAAGAGUAAGGAGUGGCAAAAAACUGGAAGCCCAAAAAAUGAUUGAAAUGACUGAAAAGGAUAUUGCUCCGAUAGCGCCACCUAGUAGUAGACGGAGUUCCCAAACACAAAUGCCAUCGUUUCCGCAAAAUAAUGAAAUGCGUGUAACAGUUUCCUUUGCUGUGUGAUAUAUAAUACACUGUAUAAAACUACAGGUGUCAAAUUCAAUGCAAACUGCACACAAAAUGUUCAUAUAAAGGGUAAUUUUCGCCAUGUUUAAAGUAUUUCAUGACAAAUUUUAAAUAGUAGUGACACAUCAAAAGUUGCUAAAUUAUUGAAUAGCACAUCUCU
This is a messenger RNA of Saccostrea echinata, 1288 nucleotides long. RefSeq lists its product as uncharacterized. The record is from RefSeq and is a predicted model, not a curated record. The transcript has 2 exons. The coding region runs from base 1 to 1125 and encodes 374 amino acids. Lineage: Eukaryota; Metazoa; Mollusca; Bivalvia; Ostreida; Ostreidae.